AUGACAGCAAAUGAGCCCUGGGAAGCCACCAAUGGCGCCGACAAUCACAACCAAUUCGAAGAUGCAUUCGGGCAACAAGAGGUGCGGGUUGUGGGAGCUGUGGAACAAGUGAAGAGACGCUGACUUUAAGAGAAGAAAGAUGCGGUGCGGACUCAUUCAAGCGACAGUGAAGGAAUAUCGGAGCAGUUAGAAGUCAUAUUUGACAAAUCAGAUCCCCAGAGAAGGCGAGCUUCGCUAGUACCGCCAGACCCAUCACAACGCCCUUCCACGGGCAGACACAGGACAUCAUGCUUCGUGCAUUCGCUACUGGAGGCGAGGGCUCAGGCUGGAGAAUAUACCAUCAAGGAGGAGGUUCUUGAAAAGCCGGACGACAAACACACAGAAAGUCCGGACACCCAACGGGACGGGCAGCAUCAUACGCAGUCAAGGCUUUUGACAAAGAAACAAUUGUCUGAUAUGGCACUCGGCAUAAGAGAACUCUCGAAGAAACUUGGCCAUGUUCGUCUACUGCUGAAAGUGCGCAACGUAUUCCUGCUCACCAAAGCGCACGACCAAACCUUGAUCCAAAAGACAAGAGACGUGACCGAGUGGUUGUUGCGACAGAAGAAUGCAGAUGGGAACAUGUACACUGUCUGGGUUGAAGAUACCAUGCGGGAGCACAAGACAUUCGAUGCCGAUGGUCUUCUAGCGAAAGACCCCUCAUGGAGAGAUCGGCUAAAGUACUGGACGAACGAACUCUGUGCAAAGAAGCCGCAUACUUUCGAGAUAUGUCUAGCUUUGGGCGGAGAUGGGACGGUCCUAUACGCCUCUUGGCUUUUUCAACGGAUCGUACCUCCCGUAAUGUCCUUUGCGCUCGGCUCUCUAGGCUUUCUCACCAAAUUCGACUACCAAAAGUACCCAGACACCUUGAAAAGAGCGUUCUACGAAGGUGUUACAGUCUCUCUCCGGUUGCGAUUCGAAGCGACCAUUAUGCGAUCAAGGCGGAGAGAAGAUGAACAUCAACAGAGCCACCGGGACCUGAUCGAUGAACUGAUCGGUGCCGGAAGCGACGAUGUCAGCACGCACAAGCCCGACGGCUCUCAUAAUAUUCUUAAUGACAUUGUAAUGGAUCGCGGCCCCAAUCCAACCAUGUCCAGCAUCGAAGUUUUCGGAGAUGAUGAGCAUUUCACAACCGUCCAGGCCGACGGAAUUUGUGUUGCGACCCCGACUGGAUCAACAGCAUACAACCUCGCGGCAGGAGGCAGCCUAUGCCAUCCUGAUAACCCGGUCAUUCUGGUCACCGCAAUUGCGCCGCACACGCUGAGCUUUCGACCAAUCAUCCUACCUGAUACUAUUGUAUUGAGAAUAGGUGUUCCCUAUGAUGCCAGAGCUAGUUGCUGGGCAUCUUUUGAUGGCAAGGAGAGGUGAGUCCUGUUUCCAUAAUACGUCCUCACUUGGUCGCUAACGACUUCAUCGCAGAUCCGAGCUCAAACCGGGCGACUAUGUCACCAUCUCUGCAAGCCGAUUUCCUUUCCCAAGUGUGUUACCUCUGGAUCGAAGAAGCGAGGACUGGGUUGACAGCAUCUCUCGCACCCUCAAUUGGAAUAACAGACAACGCCAGAAGGCAUUCGAUCAGGGCCACAAAGAGGCAGGUGACCCGUCGAGAUAG
Lecanosticta acicola is the source of this 1648-nucleotide messenger RNA. Lineage: Eukaryota; Fungi; Ascomycota; Dothideomycetes; Mycosphaerellales; Mycosphaerellaceae. The record is from the annotation of a GenBank genome assembly.